GAAGCUUGGAUGAUUAUCAAGGCAUGGUAAACAUCAUUCAAGUUCAAGAGAAGCUUAGUUGAGGUCAUUUGCAUGGAAUUACACAGUUUGCGUCAAAAUCGCACAAUUCUGCUGCAACUUGUAGCAAACUGAUAUUUCGUGUUAUUUUAGGUUUUUUUUAGUGAUUGUCACGUUUUUUGUAUUAUUUUUGGGCUGAACAUUUGCUUAUUUGAAGCCCAAUUCGUGGUUAUUAGGUUUAGGCCUUAGGGUGUUAAUUUCCUAUUCUGAUUAGGAUUUGUUUUCUCUAUUUAAAAGGCUUGUAACCCUAAUGGGGAGACAAUUAUUGAAUCUGAGAUUUUUGAGAGACUUUUCUCUUUGGUUCGUUUUAGAACUUUACAGAACUUAUCAAGAUUAUUCUUGUGGCGUUCUAACCUGACUUAUCAUUCUCGUUCUUUCGAGGGUGUGGCGUCAACCAACUUUAUACCUCUGGUUCUUGUUGCGUCAUAGACAACGGGUCAAGGUUUUUACCUUUGGUUCUUGUUGCGACAUAAACAAUGGGUCAAGGUCCUAUUAUAAACCUGAUUUAGCUUU
Rubroshorea leprosula is the source of this 570-nucleotide messenger RNA. The record is from the annotation of a GenBank genome assembly. NCBI's taxonomy places the organism in Eukaryota, Viridiplantae, Streptophyta, Magnoliopsida, Malvales, Dipterocarpaceae.